This is a messenger RNA of Tigriopus californicus, 3398 nucleotides long. RefSeq names its product conserved oligomeric Golgi complex subunit 5-like (gene fws). Gene Ontology annotation, cellular component: COG complex. The record is from RefSeq and is a predicted model, not a curated record. Bases 838 to 3279 code for a protein of 813 amino acids. Gene Ontology annotation, biological process: intra-Golgi vesicle-mediated transport. The transcript has a single exon. NCBI's taxonomy places the organism in Eukaryota, Metazoa, Arthropoda, Copepoda, Harpacticoida, Harpacticidae.
CAUCAUUAUGUUCUGGGCGGUCUCUCCGGCCUGCUCUCUGCGCUAUUGGUCUACCCUUUCGACUUUGUUCGCCGGGGAGUGAUGAUUGACCAGACGUUCUCGUUCCGGACUAGUCUCUCAACCGUUCCAUACGCCACGGUGUUCUUUGGAUUAUAUUUUCAUCAACGUGAUCCCAAUUGCUUAAAGUCACAAUGCUUAUGGGCAAGUGGAUCUGCUUUUUUGGCAGCAUGUGCCGAAGUUCCUUUUGACAAAGCCAAGCUGGCCAUGAUGGGAAAUCGCCGUGUUAUGAUUAUGGCUUCUUCCCUUUAUGUUCCAUUUGGCGCUCUCAUGCUAGUGAUGUAUGAUAAGGCCCUUCUCAAAUACCAAUCUUCCUUUUAGUGGACAUUAGACCUUGGAAUACCAUUGUUAGCGUUACCAGAAUAUACCUACUGCAGUCCCCCAUAAUACGUGCAUCCAAUUCGUCUUUGCCAUAUUCGUCAUCAUGAGGCAUGAUUAAAUUAGAAAUGCCACCAAUCACAUCAAUGUCGCUCUUUGUCCGUUAAUUGGUCACCUCCAAGGCUCGAACGGCUCGAACACAGCUCGAACACAGCUCGAACUCUGUGUGUGAGACUGUGAGUGAAUGAGUGUGCCUACGUUGUCUAAACUCCAGGAGAAAAGUGAUGACGUCGAAACGAAAUCAAAACAGAUUCGGUGUAUGCCUGUAUGGAGGCUGUUUGAACUCUACGUUGAAGUGGCAGGAAUUUGGAUGGGCGUGAUUGACGAUUGCAGCCACGAAUCCGGAGGUGCGUAGCGACAGGACCCCAAAUUGAUAUCCUUUAUACCACACUGACUGAGACCAUGGAUGUGGAGGAGAUAAAAGCGUCGUUGUUGGCACCGGCGGACUUUGACGUGGAGAAGCAUGCGAGCGAAUUGUUCCAAUCCGGCCAGGAUAUCGGCACCUACAUGAACAAUCUGAACCAGGCCGAACACGAGCUGGAUGGCAACAUUCAGGAUCAGGUGUCCAAUCACUACGAGGAUCUGCUCUCGCAAGCCACGAGCGUGGAGCACCUCGAGAUUCAUCUCGACAUGAUGCAGUCUCAUAUGCACACGCUGGUGGCCACUUCCGAACGGCUCAAGACCAAGGUACGCGAGCCUUACCGCAUGAUGAGCACCCAGGUCUUGACCUUGUCCCGCCUGCAAGAGACCUGCGACUUGCUGCGACGCAUCAUCCGGAUCGUGCAACUCGGGAAACGCCUUCAAUCCCAGCUUCAAGCGGGACCGUCUGAGUUGACCAAAGCUGCCUUGAGUCUGCAAGAGUUGACCGAGCUCUGGGUGCCCGAGUUGAACAAUGUGGAUAUCAUUGAACAAGAUCAGAGAGUCGUUCUUCAUGCCAAGACGGACGUGGAACGCAACGCGGAUAGCAUCUUGACUCGGGGUCUGGACUCGCGUAAUCAGAACCAGAUCGGCAUCGCUCUUCAAGUGUUUCAAAAUCUAUCCAUGCUCGAGCUGAAGCUGGAUGCCCGACUCCAAGAGGAAGUGGCCAAAGUCCGAACCAAAUUGCAGGACUGUCUAAGCAUGAGUAAGAUUACACAAGCCGUUGAAGUGAGCGGGAAUUAUUCUAAUGCGAGUUCGGGUACUGCCAAUCCACCCAACGGUGGUAUUGGUGGUGGUGGUGGUGGUGGUGGUGCAGGACCGGGCAAAGCCACCAUCCCAGCCACGGGGAAUAUGGCCACCUUCAGGGCGGUGAUGUGGAACAAUUUCGAGUCUUGCUUGGAUUUCGUGUUUAUCAAAGCGGGCGAGUUGUUGUGCCUGCAGCGAUUGUUGUGCAAGAAACGGGACGCUGUAUCACAUUUAACGUUCAUGGAUCUACUUCCCGAGCCCAAGAAUGAGAUCUUGGCCAAAUUCUGGUCCGAGAUUGUGGACAUUCUCAACAAGCAAUUGCGAUUCGCCACGGGAGAAUCCAAUUUCCUUCGGCAAGCUCUUGAAGGCGAGUUUCCCAAGUUACUAAGGCUCUUCAACGACUUGUGGCUACGACUUCAUGCCAUGGGGAAAGAGAUUCCCUUCGAGGAGUCGGAAAAGUUUACCAACCCGUUUCAAGCGGCCAAGCCCCAAGACGAGUUACGGAAUACGAUGGAGUCUUUUGAGAGAGCUUAUCUGUCUCGUUCCUUGUCGCGUCUAUUCGAUCCGGUGAAUUUGAUGUUUUCCAGUGGGGAAACGCCAAUCAAAGGCGAAAUCAAACAGGUCUUGAAGGGCAUCGCCAGUGAGCUGAACAUUGCUCUGGUGGAUACGCAGUUGUGCCAUACGGUUUGUAAGAACGUAGCCAAGACCAUCCAACUCACUUGCGUGAAGUGUGAAGGAAUCCUCGUCACCGAUGGUGAGGCCAGUCAAGUCAUUGGUUAUCCCACAGAAGGCCAAAAGAAGAACGUGAGCAUUGUCAAUUGCCUGUACGAGUUCAAACAGGGAAUGGAAACUAUUUUAAGUACGAUCGCCUUGGGCAAGAGUAGUGUUCAGGUCAUCCGACAAGCUCUGUUAGACGUAGACAAGCAAGCCAAAGCUGCCGUGGAACCGCUAAUGAACUCUAUUUCGGAUGCGAUUGAAGCUAUUAUCCUGACUAUCCACAACGAAGACUUCUCCGGGUCUGGCGAGGAUCAAACUGGCUCGGCUGUGAGUAACCCUGCCGCCAAACCCUGUUCCUUGUACAUGAAAGAGCUACAAAGUUUUUUGAGCCGAGUCUCCGCCGAUUAUCUCCAAGCUUUCGAAUGUCACGAGCUUCUAGCUGAAUGCGUUCUUCCCGUGGUCCGACGUUGUGUAGACCAGUUUGUGGUGGAUGCCAGUCUUAUACGACCCUUAGGAACGGAGGGUCAAAUGCGCCUGGCAUCGGAUUGCGCUCAAUUAGAAAUGGCUUUGGAGCCACUGAGUGGCCAAUUGAACGCGAGUCUUCUCGGGAAAUCGUACGAGACAUUGCGAUCUUUCCGAUCCAUGCUUUUCUUCAACCCGGAGGACAUUCUGUCCAGCCCAGUGUUGGGAAAGUCCUUGCCCUUUAGCAUUGCACUGCACUUCCUCUAUGCCAAGGCUCCCAAAGAACUGCAAUCCCCCCAUGAAAGUACGGGCUGGAGUCUGUCGCGAUACUCGUCUUGGUUAUCCGACCAUCCCAACGAGUUGGAUCGGUUGCAACUCAUUCAGGGUUCCCUAGAGAGCUACGUAGCGGGCACGCGUCAGAGAGGAGAAAAAUCGUACGCCCAUCCCUAUCCGAUCAUGCUCCAAGUUCUUGAACAAGGUCUAACUUCUUUGAAGGGCUAGAUGUGACGGUGUUAAUGUUUGAUUUGCCCUUGUUUUCGUCCAUUUCUUUAUUAUCAUUUUACGCGUGGUCCAAAAAGAGUUUUAUACGGUUGAGAAAUAGAUCAAAUAUUAUUCACAAA